CUCGCCUGCACCUUCCUCCCGUGGUCCUGCCGCUGUAGUCUCUCUCUGGCCCCCAGUGCAGUGUGUGAGCAGUGAUGGGGGACUGGAGUCUCCUUGGGAACUUCUUAGAGGAGGUCCAGGAACACUCCACAUCUGUUGGAAAAGUUUGGCUCACCGUGCUGUUUAUUUUCCGGAUCUUGGUUCUGGGCACAGCAGCCGAAUCAUCUUGGGGCGAUGAGCAGAGUGACUUCUUGUGUGACACGCAACAGCCUGGGUGUACCAAUGUAUGCUAUGACAGCGCCUUCCCCAUUGCCCACAUCCGCUACUGGGUACUACAGAUUGUCUUUGUCUCCACACCAUCGUUGAUCUACAUGGGUCACGCUAUGCACAUCGUACGGCGGGAGGAAAAGCGCAAACGCCAAGAGGAGCUGGAGGAGGGUGGGGCUGAGAGCGGCGAGGACCUGGAUGGGGAGAAGGAGUACAUCCAGCAAAAGGAAAGCCGGAGGGAAGUCUUGUCUGAAGUGCCUGGAAAAGUGAGGCUAAAAGGGGCCCUGCUACAGACUUACAUCUUGAGCAUCUUAAUCCGAACAGUGAUGGAGGUGACAUUUAUUGUUGUGCAGUAUCUCAUAUAUGGCAUCUUCCUUAAAGCGUUGUAUCUAUGCAAGUCCUGGCCCUGUCCGAACCCGGUCAACUGCUACAUGUCACGCCCCACAGAGAAAAACGUCUUCAUCAUUUUCAUGCUGGUGGUUGCAGGUGUGUCUUUGUUGCUUUCGAUUUUGGAGCUGUAUCACUUGGGCUGGAAGAGCAUUAAAAAGUGUGUACACAACAGGACGAUGAAGAAAAAGGCAGUGAAGGUGUCUGUGUCUACGGCUCACGAACCCAACAGCCCCCCACGACCCUCCACCUGCACUCCGCCCCCAGACUUCAACCAGUGUUUAUCAGACCAGAGCUCCAUGGCCUCACAUCCUUUCAACAACAGGAUGGCUUUGCAGCAGAACUCAGUGAAUCUGGCCACAGAAAGACACCACAGCUGUGACAAUGAGGAGUGCGACAGGGAUUUUCUGAGGAUCAGGUACGAGCAGGUGCCCACGCAGAUGCCCAACAGUUGCCCACAGUCGCCUCUGAUGCAGUCCAACUUCAGCAAGGACAAGCGCCGCCUCAGCAAGACCAGCGGGAGCAGUAGCAGAGCCCGCCAAGACGACUUAGCCGUGUAGACUCACUGUGAAAAUAUAAAGCACAAGAGGGUUUGAGUGACAAAAUGCUGGAUAUGAUUGACUGUGAGAGAUAAAAUGUUUGACAAUAUAUGUUUUGUAAAAUGUUCUAAUGCUUGAAAAAAACAAACUGCAAAACUAUUUUACAGGGUGAGAUGUUCUCAAAUAAUUGCACAUAACCAUGAAAGCAAAUGGUUAAAACCAGGCCACAGAACUUGUAAAGUGAAUGGCACCCAGAAACUGCACUAUAUAUGACGCAUAAAGAGAUUUGUUGUCAAAUCUUGCAAUACAAAACUCAUGUCAGUGCCUUAAAACACUAUACAAUAUAUUUUUAGAAAAGCAUUCCUAUAUGCCAAGGGCAAUAAUAAAAAUGUGAUGAACACUUUCACCCAGAGUACAGAAUAUUACGACGUUAAUCGUGUGAAAAACCCGGUAAAAAAAACCAAAACAAAAACUUUUCAUUUUAAUAUUUCAUAACACAUUCGAAGACAGAAUGUUUGAUGCCUCUGAUGCCGAAGAGAUUUAGCCACUAGGUGGCAACGUUGCACUUCUCCUUAUACAUUUUUAUUUGUAAAUAAUAAAUGUUUAGCUAUGUGUGUAUGGUUCACUUAUGUCAAACUGUGUUUUAUAUAUACACAUUCAGGUUACUAGUUUCUUUCAUUUCUUAAAAUUGUUUCUUGUUGGAUUGUGACAAAUCAUCCGUGUCUUGUGCAUUUAUG
This is a messenger RNA of Boleophthalmus pectinirostris (great blue-spotted mudskipper), 1909 nucleotides long. RefSeq names its product gap junction alpha-5 protein. The transcript has a single exon. The record is from RefSeq and is a predicted model, not a curated record. Gene Ontology annotation, biological process: cell communication. NCBI's taxonomy places the organism in Eukaryota, Metazoa, Chordata, Actinopteri, Gobiiformes, Gobiidae. Gene Ontology annotation, cellular component: connexin complex. Bases 75 to 1193 code for a protein of 372 amino acids.